Messenger RNA from Aedes albopictus (Asian tiger mosquito), 3901 nucleotides. It is a transcript of the gene Fife, whose product is annotated as regulating synaptic membrane exocytosis protein 2-like. The record is from RefSeq and is a predicted model, not a curated record. Bases 649 to 3834 code for a protein of 1061 amino acids. Gene Ontology annotation, molecular function: small GTPase binding; transmembrane transporter binding. Lineage: Eukaryota; Metazoa; Arthropoda; Insecta; Diptera; Culicidae. Gene Ontology annotation, cellular component: cytoskeleton of presynaptic active zone; presynaptic membrane. The transcript is spliced from 15 exons. Gene Ontology annotation, biological process: regulation of synaptic plasticity; positive regulation of synaptic transmission; calcium ion-regulated exocytosis of neurotransmitter.
GGAAUUCAUAUCCCAGUCUGAGAUGAGCUCUACAGGUAUGCAGAUAAAAAGCUGGAGGAGAAAAAUCGUACCCGAAGUGUGGAGUCCAUAUUUUUUCAAUGAAAAAUUUUAGUUGAAUUUCAGUAGGAAUUUUCGAUAAUACUAGUGAUCGGUACAAAGAAAUUCAUCCACGUUCGUUACAUAAAAAAAAUCGUUGGCAUAUUGCUUGUUGCGUUCCUAAUCAGAACAUAUUUCUGCAAUGAAAAAAUCAAUUAUUUGCAGUUUUUGUGAAAACUUACCUUUGAUACCAAGAGUGAUUGUUUAGCUAAUAAUGAAAUUUAUCAAAAAAUGUGAAAAUAUGUUGUUUAGUGCAUAAUUUAGUAGCAAAAUCAACGGCCAAAAUUUACACUAAUAGGAUUUGUGCGUCGAUACACAACAGUGCAAUAUUCUGUGUGAAUCGUUGUGUGCGGGAGUACGGAAAAAGAUGAGAUAAUUAUCUCUUUCGGAGAAAAGCUGCUGAGAAAGAUCGUGUUUUUGUUGCAGUUUAAAGCGAGAAACUACCUUGACAAACCAAGUGAAUAGAACACGAUUGUCAUCGACGUGCAGACGUAAUUAGUAAGGAUUAGUUGCGUUGCUGCUUGGCUAAAUUGAACGAACAACGUUUCCAAAAUGUUGCCCACGAACGUUAUGUCGUUUAUGAAAAAGAUGGUUGCACCCGAGGAGGUUCCACAAAGCAACAUGGAAAGCACUGGAACAUUCGGGAAGCUAAAACAAACACUAUCAUCAUCACUUCUCACAGCUCAAGAUAGAGUGAACAAAAUGUCUCCAAGACCAUCCUUAAUUCCUGAUACAGAAAACAGCGUCCAAUCGGAACCUACGACAAGCACACAACAGUCCAGCAGAGCAGCGGAAACGCCUAAACCGAUAGGACGAUCUGGUUCAUGUCGUAUUUGUUUGAAGGCAUUCAAGCCUAAUGAGUUCAGCAAAACAUGCGUAGAAUGCGACCAGAAGGUGUGCGAGGAUUGCGCUAGCUAUAGCAAACUGGAUGAAUGUGAAUUUAUGGAAACAUGGCGUUGCAGCGUUUGUCGUAGAAAAAUGGCUUCUAGAGUGUUCAUUCCACAAGAAUCAACGGAUUCUGUGUUAGAGAUUCCUGUAUUGGAAACUCUACAACGGCGUCAUUCAGAUGUCAAGCUCGGCUCUACGCAAUGCUUAGGUGUGGACAAUGGUUCAGCCCUGGUCCCACCUAGAAGCCCAGAGUUGAGGCGUCAUUCGGAUGUAUCGCCUGCGUCCCUCAAAGAACUAGAAAAACUAAAAGGUGCGAAAGCAUCUGACACAGAAUGGAGGAAGGGUCACAGUGCAGCACCAAGCAGAUCAUCUAGUCCUCCACGCCGAAUGGAGUUGGAGACGGCUACUUCUCGAAUAGCUUCGAGGCGGCCGUCAAUGCGGAUGACUAGGCAACGUAGCUACGAUGACGACAUAAAAUCUAACACUGAAUCGAAAGUUAUGGAACCUAGUCUAGGAUUACCAGCUCCCAUGCCUCGAAGAAAAUCAGCCUACGACGUUUAUGCCCCUGGAGUUUUAGCGAGCGCUUUGCAAGCUGCAUCCCUGAAGGAACCUGACGCUCCUGGAUCCAGAAGACCAUCGUUCAAGAUGCCCGUUAAUGAUAAUAGUUUAGAGCAUGAAGACAUGCCCAGUCCUGAUCAUAUUAUUCAAUCCGCUUUAACUGUAGACGAGGAGCGCAGAAAUAAACGACGAGGAUCGCAACUACCGGACAUUUCAGCAUUGCGGAAUGCUCAAAAUGCCGGAAAUCUUCCGGUUUAUCAGAUCCCAGCACUUGAAGAUUUGGAAGCUCCUAGGCGGCAGACGUCUCUCGACGGUGAAGCUAUCAAAAUUGUGAUUCAUGAUGUUGAUUCGGGACCUCUCUGUGCUUCUAAGAGGCGGGUUGUUUUACAGAAGGAUCCAGCGGACAAAGCACAUAGAACGCGUGGUUUUGGAAUGCGAGUGGUUGGCGGUAAAACAGGAACAGAUGGCCGACUUUUUGCCUAUAUUGUGUGGACGGUUCCUGGAGGACCUGCUGAAAAGGGCGGUUUGCAGCAAGGUGACAAGAUAUUGGAAUGGUGUGGUACUUCGUUGGUAGACCGUAGCUUUGAAGAAGUUUGUGCCAUAAUGGAUAGAACCGGUGACGUUAUCGAGCUACUGGUAGAGCAUGCUACAGAUUUCAGAAUGUGUGACUUGUUAGAUGAUGGAACAUCAGGAAAUCCAAAUAAUCAAAUGAAGUCGAAUGCGGAUAUGUCAAAUCUGGGAUUUACAUCAGAAAACGAACCAGUUGCUGACAAAUCUCCUUCGUCACCAACCAGACGAAAACUUCCAAAAACACCGGAACAACUGGCACGUGAAAAACAGGUUUCAGGACGAGUUCAAAUUCAAGUGUGGUACCACGGAGAUCGCAACGAACUGGUCGUCUCACUCAUGGCCGGAGAUGACCUACCGCCUCGGGACGAAUCGCUAGGAUAUGGAGGUUUACCGGAAGCUUACGCUUCAAUCAAGCUCAUGCCUAAAACCCACGAAACACAUGUAGUACAGACCGAAGUCUCAUCUCCGUCACUUAACCCCAUUUGGAAUGCAACGAUUACCUUUAGAGGCGUGUCGAGUGACACAUUGUUCGACCGAUACAUCGAUGUAGCGUUAUAUGACUUGUUACCGCAGUCAGAGCCGGUAUACUUAGGAGAGUGUAAAGUAAUGUUACAGAAGGCUUUUCUUGACGAUGUCGCGGUUUGGUACCGAUUAGAGGAUCCCAAACAAUUACGAGGUGCGCCGCCGUCUAAGAUGAGCUGGUCAUCCCCAAGGAACUCCAUCUCCGGAGACGUAACGAAACUGAUAAGGGGAUCUGACUACCGAUUUCAAAGAUCGGUAUCAGACGACGUGGACAGCAUUGGGGAUGGGAGCUCUUUGCUCCAUCCUGAUCAUGCGUGGGCUUUCAGCAGGCGGGGAUCGUCGCAAUCAGAAACUUUGGAAAUCGAAACGUAUCAACUUGGAAAAGGUUUCUCCAAAUCGUUGCCCGGCUCAAGAAGAUCCUCCUUCCAGGAUCAAGAUAAAUGCAAAAGUGGUGAAUUGACACCUACCCUUGCGUAUAACCGUGAACGCAGAAGAUCUUCCGCAGCAAAACGCAAUCCGGAAGAGCUGAGAAGAGCUUUCAACCAGAGCAGAGGUGAAUUUACGCGCACCAUGAGCUUGUCGCGGGAAUUGGAACGAAAGAAUUCCAAGAAAACAUUGAAUCAGAGCAUGUCCGAGAAAAAUACAGAUAAAAUCGAACGCAUGAUUUCCAAUCUGAAAAUAAAAACGGAUAAUACACGUGAUCUACAAGUGGAGCCCACAACCCCAAUUUUUUCAAUCAGCAGUCUUGGUCCUGGUCAGAUACUCCCCAAAGGUUCACAACACAGCUUGAAAUGUGUUGGAGAGCUACGUUUAGCUGUCACUUUGGACAAAUCGAUCUUGGAACUGAAGGUCAUUUCCGCUAGAAAUUUGGUUCCCGAAGAUUCGGAAGCAACGCCAGACACAUAUGUUAAAUGUUACUUGAAAGAUGGAGAUCGACUGAGGCAUAAAAAGAAAACCAGAGUUGUGAAAUAUUCUCCGGAACCACAAUACAAUCAGGUGCUGAAGUAUUCGGCAUCGGAUCUUUUUGGACGUACCAUUUUAGUGACCGUUUGGCAAAAAUCGUUAGGUUUCGAACACAAUCAAAGUAUAGGUGGAACAGAGUUAUUUUUCAAUACAUAUAAAAUGAAGAGCCCUAUUGAAAGUUGGUACCCAUUGUUUCCUUCUCAACAUGUUAUACCAAAUCAAAAUGAUUCUCCUUAGGAGUUUAGAGUUGAAUUUCAUAUUAUGAAAAUUAGUAUGUGAUGUAAUAAUUACACAUUGAAAAAUA